AGCCGAGUGUAACGGGCAUCGCAAACAUGUUUCCUUCUCGCACCGGCAGUGGGCCCCAGCCGCCGGGAAAUGGAGUACGAAAGGAUAACACAUCAUCGCGACGCGCGCGGACGCCCAAGUCCUCUGCAGCGACCGACGCUACGUCUCGAAGCAAAGGUGACAGCAGCGUCCGCGUGGCUCUUCGGGCACGACCAUUAAACACCAGUGAAGCCAGUCGAGGGGACACGUCGAUGUUCCGGUUUAUGUCCAACAACCGCUCUGAGAUGCAAGUUGUGUCGGCCGGCGCGGGUGGGCGAGAGCUCGUCCGGAACUUUCAAUUCGACUUGUGUGCGUCGGAAGACGUGAGCCAGGAAGAGUUUUUCAAUCUCAGCGGGAUCACGACCUUGCUCGACUCGGCGCUGGAGGGGUACUUGGCCACCGUGUUCGCGUAUGGCCAAACAGGUUCUGGCAAAACGUACAGUAUGUCGGGACUGGAAGAAAAGCUCGGGCUGUCGAGGGAGCGCCCCGUUGGCCAUGACGUGGACGACCCGUCCGAUGGGCUCAUUCCUCGCUCCAUCCGCUAUUUGUUCCAGUCGAUGGCCAACAAGGCUCCCGACACGUCGUUCUCGAUGAAAGCGUCGUACUGCGAAAUUUACAACGAACAGGCGUACGAUCUCCUGAAUGCAGCGUCGGGGGCGCUAAAUGUCCGGUGGAAUGAGCGCAAUGGCUUUUAUGUCCAAAAUCUGCUUGUUGUGCAAUGCGACUCGAUGGAGGAUGUCAUGGCGGUUGUCGACGAAGGCCAUCGAAAUCGCCGAGUGGGGAGCCAUGAAAUGAACAAAGACUCGAGUCGCAGUCACAGCAUCUUGACUAUUACGCUGGAUCAAGAAGUCCUCGACCCGAACGACGGCCAUUCGGUCGUCAAGUACGGGAAGAUGUCGUUCGUGGACCUCGCAGGAAGCGAACGACUGCGCGACACUAAGUCGGCCAACGCCGAGGAAACCAGCAGCAUCAACAAGAGCCUGCUUACCCUCGGCAAAGUGAUCGCAGCACUUGGCACGAAAUCCAACAUGCAGGCGUUCGUACCAUACCGAGACAGCAAACUGACCAAGUUGCUCAUGGACUCGCUUGGCGGCAGCAGCCUCACCCUUAUGAUCGCAUGUGUAUCGCCGUCACCGGUCGUGAUGGAAGACACGUUAAGCACGUUGAACUACGCCACGAGGGCCAAAAAUAUUCAAAACAAACCGACGCUGCAAAUGGACCCGAAAGAGAGCUUGAUUUUGGGGCUAAGGAAAGAGAAUCAAGUACUUCGAACGGAGAAUGCGUAUUUGAAGCAGCAGCUGCAAAGCGUCGGAAAAUGUGGGGCCGUCCCGCCCACAGACAUGCUUCGGAAUCCAUCGCUGACUUCGGAAGGGAUGAAGCCGCCGAUACGAAUCGCCCCCCUGAAUGGCAGAGUUCCAAAUGCACCAGAAGAGCCUUUGCCUUCACCCACCGUCGCCGACUUUGAGUCGCUGAAUGGUGUCAUGGCUGCAUACCAGAGCCAGCUCAUCUAUUUGCAGCAAGAAAACGCCCAGCUGCAUGCGAAUCAAGGGUACUCCGAACAUCGGCUAAAAAGCCUGAUGGCUGAGAAUGAGGCGCUGCAGAACGCGGUGGAAGUGAGCACCCGAAACACAGCCCUUAGUCGCACGAACGAGGCCAUGGACAAGUUAAAAGCAGAAAACGAACGACUGAAGAUACAACUGCAGCACCAUCGCGAGAAGAACCCCUGCGAUUUUGAUGUCUUGGAUCAAGUAAGGCAGAUGAACGUUCGGGUGGAGCAACUACAGAAACGCGAGCAAGAGCUGAUGAUGGCACUGGCACGAAAGAAUCGUUCGAGGGAGUAGAAUUUUGAUUAACGGAGUCUAGAGUUCCCUGCCAACACUUGAAGUUGCGACACACGAAUUUGACAAUUAUGUAGUACUU
This is a messenger RNA of Aphanomyces invadans, 1938 nucleotides long. RefSeq lists its product as hypothetical. Gene Ontology annotation, molecular function: ATP binding; microtubule motor activity; microtubule binding. The record is from RefSeq and is a predicted model, not a curated record. The transcript is spliced from 13 exons. Gene Ontology annotation, biological process: mitotic spindle organization; microtubule-based movement. Bases 27 to 1859 code for a protein of 610 amino acids. NCBI's taxonomy places the organism in Eukaryota, Oomycota, Saprolegniomycetes, Saprolegniales, Verrucalvaceae.